AAAUUCUGUGCAAGUGUAACUCGAAACUGUUGUAAAGUGCUGUGUUUUGUAUAAAAAAAUUGUUUAAAAAUACAUUAUGUCGUGCGGGUCUGAAUGUCUGUCGGUGGGUCCACCGCCGGACAGCAUCCUGCGUAUGCCGCCGCCGCCGCUGCCAGCCUUCCUGGCCAGCGCCGGCGCUGCUAACCUGACGCCGCCAUGCAAGGCCGCGCGUUGUCCCCCGCACCACAACAACGAGGUCAACGCGCUCUUCCCAGGAGUCGAAUACCAUGAGCUACCAAGACAUGAGCCUGCGGGUUACGACGACACGUGGUUCCUGGUGUUGAUCACGUGCUGCAUCGCCGUGCUCUGCAUCGCAGCCCUACUCGCACUCUUCCUACUCAAGUGUAGAGAGGCACGUGGUGGUUGUAAGAGUGGUACGGGCAAGGCGAGCGGCUCCAACGCGCUGUACGGUAGCGCCGCCCUGGACUCCCGCGUCCUGUGGGCGGCUCUCACCCCGCGCGGCACGCGACACUUCGUCGCCGACACCUACCCGCACGACGAGACCGAAGACCAUCACUACGAGUGUGUCGAACCCCCGCUAUAUAAACUCGGACCACCGGACGAUCUCGCCAUCACAAGACACUUCAACGUCGAAUACGAAGACCCGGCGCCUCUCAUCGAAAGCUACUCCGAUAGAACAGAGGAAUACUUUAGAAACGGAAUGGAAACGUUACGUAGAACUAGACCGCUAGUCUCCUCGCCUACUAGGAUCGAAAGACCAAACCUUCCUCCCUUGAACCUCCAGCCGAGGACCCUCCGCCGAGCGCCGCACUCGAGGCGCGUCAGUGACGCCAACAAUUCUGAGAAGUCGGCCAUCUGAAGCGAGGGAGGCGCGGUCUUCUCCGUCGCCGAUACAACAGACAUAGAUUACGAGUGGCAGUCCAUCGCGGACUCCAACGUCGAUCGCCUCGUGUGAGAACCUAACAGUUCUCAACACUUCAAAGCAAAAACUUUCAUAUGAGUGAAUUUCAACUACGUGUUUUAGCUAUUUUCACAAGAUGUUUUUAUGUUCGGGUAUAUAGCUUAAUUGCACAGAUAAUAUCUAGAUGUUAGUACUUUAACGCAUAUAAUUUAUAUUUUUAAGAUCUGUAAGUAGUUCACAAAUCCCUCAAAAACGUAGGUCUAUUUAAUAAAAUAAAAUUAAGACUUAAGUACUGUUUACUCUAGUAAUCGAUUAGAAGGCGAAAAAGAAUUUAAGUUUUUCCUUUACAAAAUAUAACUAGACUAACUCUACCCUAACAUACUUCUACCUACGUAUUAAAUAAUACUAACCAAAUCAUAUCAGAAGAAACGUAUUAAGGUUUUUGAGUGUAAUAGUAAAGCAAGAUGACAAUAUGAAUUAUUUCCGUUUACAUAAGGUAAUUAUUGUAGUGCAAAUAAAAAAAAUUGUCUUGUACAUAAGUAAAUGUAAAUACAAAAAAUUAAGCUU
This is a messenger RNA of Papilio xuthus (Asian swallowtail), 1468 nucleotides long. RefSeq lists its product as uncharacterized. The transcript has 4 exons. The record is from RefSeq and is a predicted model, not a curated record. Lineage: Eukaryota; Metazoa; Arthropoda; Insecta; Lepidoptera; Papilionidae. The coding region runs from base 77 to 859 and encodes 260 amino acids.